Messenger RNA from Polychytrium aggregatum, 1691 nucleotides. RefSeq names its product acyl-CoA dehydrogenase/oxidase. The transcript has 3 exons. Bases 189 to 1487 code for a protein of 432 amino acids. NCBI's taxonomy places the organism in Eukaryota, Fungi, Chytridiomycota, Chytridiomycetes, Polychytriales. The record is from RefSeq and is a predicted model, not a curated record. Gene Ontology annotation, molecular function: flavin adenine dinucleotide binding; oxidoreductase activity, acting on the CH-CH group of donors.
UGUGGCUGGAUUGGCCCCGCCAGCGCCUGGCCCCUCUCGCGCAGCCCAGGCAGUCAGCUUAAAGCCCUCCCACACCCUUUCUCUCCUUCGGGCGCCAGCGCAGGUCGGCAGCCCGUCCGCUCUGUACUUCUUACACUCUCCACCGCUUUCGCUCAUUCGCAGACCCCAUAUACUGCCGCCCCGAAACCAUGGCCAACACCUCGUUCCUCCAGCUAUCGCCACGCGCACAGCGUCUCCUGAAGACAACCCAGGAUUUCGUGGAGCAGGAAUGCAUUCCUGCCGAGGCCAUCUACUUUGCCCAAAUGGCCCCUAUCGGCUCGACCGAUCGCUGGCUCGUUGUGCCUCCGAUCAUCGAGCAGCUCAAAGCCAAGGCCAAGGAGCUCGGGCUGUGGAACUUGUUCCUCCCCAAAAUCUAUCCCGAGGGCCCCGGCUUGACCAACCUCGAGUACGCUUUGCUCUGCGAGGUCCUGGGCCGCUCCUUCAUUGCCCCCGAGGCCACAAACACCGCUGCUCCCGAUACGGGCAACAUGGAGGUCUUGGCCAAGUACGGCAACCAGAAGCAGAAGGACAAGUGGCUCAAGCCUUUGAUGGAAGGCAAGAUCCGCUCAGCCUUCUGCAUGACCGAGCCCGCAGUGGCCUCGUCCGACGCCACCAACAUCCGAACGGCCAUCAGCCGCGAGGGUGACUCGUACGUUAUCACGGGCCGCAAGUGGUGGAUCAGCGGAGCUGGCGACCCCCGUUGCAAGAUUUACUUGGUCAUGGGGAAGCACCAUGGCUCCAAGGAAGAGCCUCACCGCCAACAGAGCGUCGUGCUUGUUCCAGCGGACACUCCCGGCAUCACCGUCGUUCGUCCCCUGCCUGUCUUUGGCUACGAUGACGCCCCGCAUGGCCACUGUGAGAUUCUAUUCGAGAACGUGAGAGUUCCCGCCGAGAACAUGAUCUUGGGCGAAGGACGCGGGUUUGAAAUCAUCCAGGGACGCCUUGGUCCAGGCCGAAUCCACCACUGCAUGCGAGCCAUCGGCAUGGCCAGCCGUGCGCUGGAUUACCAUCUGAACAGAGCCACCGACCCGGCCCGCAAGACCUUUGGCAAGCUUCUCCACCAGCACGGCAGCGCGGCACACGAGCUUGCCCUGUCGCGCAUCGAGCUCGAGCAAGCCCGCCUGAUGGUGCUCAAGGCCGCCGACACAAUCGAUCUGCAUGGACCCAAGAAGGCGAUGGUUGAGAUCGCCAUGGCCAAGGUCGUUGUGCCGACGAUGGCGCUCAAGGUGAUGGACCGCGCGAUCCAGGCGCACGGCGCCGCAGGAGUGAGCAACGAUAUCCCGCUGGCAUACAUGUAUGCCUCGAUGAGGACCCUGCGCAUUGCUGACGGGCCGGACGAGGUCCACAUUCGACAGAUUGCCCAGACAGAGCUCAAACGGGCCGCGCAGGUCAAGGACCAGCUGAAGCACAAGGAGGAGCGCGAACGUUCGCUGCGCUCGCGGCUGUGAGCAGCAGUGCGGCAUUAGGUAGCUGGCCCAUGGAUCUACCCCAGAAUCCGUCCCAUGGGGCCCGUCCAAGGCUCCAAGCAUUUGUGCGGGAUAUCUCCUCGGCCGAGUCCGUCGCAUCAGCGCAGGGGAUCGAGCUCGGCUCUCGAUCGGCAUGUUUCCUCGUCCAGUUCCGGCCAGGGCGAAUCAAUAAACACCAUAUAUGGA